Molecule: messenger RNA, 4998 nt
Organism: Babesia ovata
Lineage: Eukaryota; Apicomplexa; Aconoidasida; Piroplasmida; Babesiidae
Product: myosin F
Exons: 3
Coding region: 1-4998 (1665 amino acids)
Biological process (GO): vesicle transport along actin filament; actin filament organization
Cellular component (GO): actin cytoskeleton; cytoplasm; myosin complex
Molecular function (GO): microfilament motor activity; actin filament binding; ATP binding
Source: RefSeq, a predicted model, not a curated record
AUGGCGGAGAUUGCGUCGUCCAUGGCCGUGGGCACGCACCUCUUCGUUUGCUCGGAGACGGAGGUCUGGCAGGAGGCCGUCGUCGACAGCAUUAGCGAUGGAAAGGUCUUCGUCCGCGUCAAGGGAGCGCAGCCCGGCGAGCUCGUGGAGCUGAAGGCCGGAAAUAAGUUCCACCCUCACACCGAAGAUCGCUUCAACACACCAAGUGGAUACCCCGAUGACCUCUGUAACUUGACGUAUUUGCACGAGGCGUCGGUGCUGCACGCGCUGGACUGCCGUUUCGCCGUCGACGACAUUUACACCCUGACCGGGAAGAUUCUCAUCGCCGUAAACCCUUUCAAAUCCAUAAAGGGCCUCUACGACGAUGAGACUAUCGUCCGGUACCUCGAGAUGUGCGACCAUGGGGUCCCGCACGUGUUCGGAGUCGCCAGGGAUGCCUACAAUAACAUGACCAAGAAUGAGCAGUCCCAGACAAUCCUCAUCAGCGGCGAGUCCGGCGCCGGGAAGACCGAGUCCACCAAAUUUGCAAUGAAGUUCCUGGCUAUCGCAGGCGCAGAAAGUAUGGAAAAGAAGUCCCCAGCUGAGGUGAAGGUGCUUGAAUCCAACCCGCUGCUCGAGUCCUUCGGUAACGCCUCAACUGUGAGGAACGCCAACAGCUCGAGGUUCGGCAAGUUCAUCGAGCUGCAGUACCGCAAGGAGAGCCCUAUCAAAGCCAGGCUGGUGGGCGCCCGAAUCGAAACCUACCUGCUGGAGAAGGUCCGCAUUUGCCAGCAGCAGGAUGGGGAGCGCAACUACCACAUUUUCCACCAGCUGACCGCAGCAGCCAAUCGCGGCGAGAAAUACCAGUUCGCUCAACCAGAUGCAUCGGGAGAUGAAUCAGGCACGCCAUGGGAGUUUGACUUGUCCACGUUCCGUGGCAAUUUCCGGAUCGUGCCGCCAGACUCCGAGAGGGACUUCGACUUGCCCACCUUCGACGAAACGCUUGCAGCUCUGCGCACCGUCGGCUUCACGUACGAGCAGGUGUCUGUCGUGUUCGACAUUGUGGCUACCGUCCUCCACCUUAGCAAUAUCGAGUUCGUGGAGAAAGGCAGUGAGGGCGCCAUGAUCAGCAACAUGGAGGCCGGGCACUGCCAGACGGUGACCACACUGCUGAACGUCGACAACGUCUCUCUGAUGAACGCGCUGAUGACCCGUACCAUCAAGACCGCGAACGAAAUGUACACCAAACCGCUGCGUGUCGAGGAGGCCUGCGACGUCAGGGACGCCAUCGCCAAGAACGUGUACAGCAUGCUCUUCGAUCACCUCGUAGAGCGAAUCAACGAAUCAAUCGGUUACGUUCCCGAUGCGAAUCUGACCACGGGCAUUCUGGAUAUUUUCGGUUUCGAGUGCUUCAAGUUCAACUCGUUCGAGCAGCUGUGCAUCAACUUCACGAAUGAGACGUUGCAGAACUUCUUCAACAACUUCGUGUUCCGCUGCGAGGAGGAGCUGUACUCUGCAGAAGGCAUCUCGUGGAACGCCCUUGACUUCCCCGACAACUCCGAUUGUGUCGAUCUGUUCAAGAGCCGUCCCUACGGUCUGUUUGCCAUGAUCGACGAGGAGUGCAACCUACCUGGCGGGCGUGACCAAUCGCUGUGCAACAAAAUCGUGCAGCGCCAUUCCAACAACGCAAGAUUCGCAAAGGUGAAGCUGGACCAGAGCAGCUUCGUGGUCAACCACUUCGCUGGCGCCGUGCAGUACAAAAUCGAUGGCUUCAUGGACAAGAACAAAGACCAGCUUUCCAACGACGCAGUCUCGUUCAUCCUGUCGACAAAGAUCGACAACAUGCGUAGCAUAUUCCAGUCGUACAUCGACAAAAAGGCCACCGCCGUCCGCCCCGGUGGCCGGGCGGGUGGUGUCACCAAGCAGAAGACCAUCUGCACCCAAUUCUCGGGACAACUUGACUCCCUCAUGACAAAGAUCGGGGCCACCAGCCCACACUUCAUCAGGUGCAUAAAACCCAGCCCAGAGUGCCGCCCGAACCACUUCAACCGGAAAGUUGUGGAUUCGCAGCUGCGUUGCAGUGGUAUGCUCCAGGUGGUCCAGGUGUCACGUGCCGGUUACCCGGUUCGUUUCCCGCACGCCGAGCUGUUCAACAGCUUCCGCUACCUGCUGGAGGCGAAGGAGGCCGAUUCCGCCAUGCAGAUCGCCGACAAGCGCAAGCUGGGCGAAUUCGUGCUCAACAUCCUCGUCACCCGGUACAUGACCUCGAAACCACCCGAGGAGGGCUCACUCGCGGUCGGAAAAACUCUUAUCUUCAUGAAGAACGGCCCCUACGAACAGGUCUGCCUCGCCAUGCAGGGCCUGCGUAACCGCAGCGCCAUAAAAAUCCAGGCACGCGUUCGUUGCAACAUCCAGCGCAAGCGCUACCUGGAGGCGCUGUGGAGCAUCCGAACCUUCCAGAUCUGGGUCCGCUACAAGAUCAAGAAGCUGCAGCGCCAGCGGGCGAUCCGCACCCAGGCGAUCAUGCUCAUCCAGAGCAUGUACCGCAUGUACGUGGAGCGCAAGCUCAUGCGCGAGCUGAGGGAGAAGGUGGCAAGGCUGCAGUCGCUGUGGCGUUCCGUGAAUUCGCGCGUACAAACCGAGGAAAAGCGCAUCCAUACCAUGGCCACCAAGCUGCAAGCCGCUUGGAAAGGAUACAAAUGUCGGUGCUACUACCUGGAGCUGCGCAGCGCCACCAUCAAGGCUCAGCUGCGGUGGCGGUCGAUCUGCGCCCGUAGGACGCUACGCUCGCUGCGCAUGGAAGCGAAGGAUCUCGGCAACGUGAUCAAGCGCGCCCAGGUGCUCGAGGAAGAUCUGAAGAAGGAGAAGGCCAUGCGUGCGGACGCGGAGGCGCGGGUGCUGCAACUCACUGCCAAGCUAUCCACCAUUGAGAAAUCGCUUGAGGAGCUGAGAGGCCAGGUCGACACGCUCACCAAGGAGCGCGACGGGCUUGCGGGGCGCUUGCACGAGGCGGAAACUAACACGCAGAAAGCACAAACUGACCUCCGUAUGAUAAAGGAAUUCGUCAGCAAGGAAGCUGUGUCGGGCAACCAAUCCGACUGGCUGAGCAACGUGCUCGGUGGCCAGGGAGUUGAAAGGGCGACAGGCGACACCAGCGCGGCUGCCGCCGCUUCACGCACUGGAAGCAUGAAGUUAGAAAGGCACUCCAGCCGGUCGUUGCACUCGCCACCAGGCGUACGCACGAAGUCCAUCGAGCAUGGUGCUGACAUCGUGCUUUGCGGCCCACCCGGCUGCGGUAAGACGCGCCUGCUGGAGAUGGCGCUGAUCAAGAAGGGCGAUGACAAGAACCUGCAGCUGCUGCGCAACGUUGAUGAGGCGCGGUCACGCAAACGCAGGAUGGCACCAACGGCCUUCGAGUUCACCGUCAGCCCAGGUCACUCGAUCUCAGUGACGGAAAUUCCUGGGUCAUACUUUGACUCCGACGAUGCCCGCACAAUCCUGCGUAACGCCCAUCUUGUGGCGAUAUGCUUCGACCCCGGCAACCAACAAACCUAUGAUGACGCCAGGGUGAUCGUGAAACUGCUGAAGCAGCUGGUGGACUGCAAGAACACCAGGAUAUGCCUCGUGCAGAACGACUACAUCAUUCUGGAGUCAGCACGACCAAUCGUGUGCGACAUCAACCAGGUGCAGACCUUCGCCGUGGAGAACGACCUGCUGUACAUGCGUAUCCGCGACCUGAUGGAGUUCGUGGAGCAGGUGACGGGGUACGUUGAGAGCAAGAGAGGGCAACGCGCAGCUGGCGCCGGCGAUGCGUCAAGAUCUGGCAGAACGCCAAACAGGGGCGCAUUGUCGCUGUUCUACGAGAAGUUCCGCAACUUCUGGGCGGGAGUCAACUACUCCGGAUUCCAGAACAAACUCUUGGUUCCCACCCUAGUGGCACAGGAGGGCUACAAGCUACCACCGCUGUCGUUGAAACGUGUAGCUAACGUCAACAACUACACGGCGGCAGUGACGUGCCUGGCGUUCCGCCCCGAGGACCCCAGCGACGCCUACAUAGUGCUCGCCGUCGGUCGUCGCGACGGUUCUAUAAACCUGUACCACUGCUUCCGUACGGAGACGGAGUUGCGUGCUCUGAAUUCCGGCAACUUCGACGAGUCAGCGCCGCACCCUGUUGACGACAACGUGCUGAUCACGGAGUCGUUCACGCUUGCGAUCCACGACAAGGCAGUGACGUGUAUGUGCUUCUCCAAGGUAGAGGUCAACGAGCUGGUGACUACUUCCGUCGAUUGCACCAUCCGUGCCUGGAACGUGAUGAGCGGCCAGCUGAUCAAGGUCUUCAACGACUCCGACCCGGGUCUGGCGGUCAUGUUCCACCCCGUGGACCCCACCCUCUUCAUCUGCUGCAACGCCAACCCUACCAUGAGGAUCAUCCACUACAACCAGGGCACCGUGCUGCAGAAGAUUCGCACCAAGAGCGAGCUGCGCUGCCUCGUCUUCGACGACACGCGGUUCAACUGUAUUGCCGGCAACGAGCGUGGCGCCAUCUGCAUAUACGAGGCGCAGGCUGAUUUGCACCUGAAGCUGUCAACGACCAAAUCGAUAUCGCGAGGCCCAGUUACUUGCGUCAACUUCGUGCCGUCAUCGUCUCCUGACGUGCCGCCCUGCAUCAUCGCCAACGUGUGCAGUGGCCAGAUCACUAUCCUGAACUGCGUGUACGAUGGCUCCUCCGGGAAGAUCGCCGAGAUCACCUACCGCUACACCGUCAACAACGCGCACGUCGCAUUGCCAGUACGCUCGUGCUACUCGCGCUUCGGUGGCGGCUGGUGCAUCUCUGGAUCCGAGGAUCGCAACCUGCUGAUCUUCUCGUUGCUCGAGGAGAACAUGCCGUACACCAUCUCCUUCCACCAGGGACCGGUGGUGGCAGUGGCUGUCAACCGUCUGGACACUCUGUUGGUCACUUCGGACUCAAAGGGUUCGGUGGCCUUCUGGCGCCGCAUUCUAGUCUCCAGCAAGGCUUGA